This is a messenger RNA of Sardina pilchardus (European sardine), 764 nucleotides long. RefSeq names its product small vasohibin binding protein (gene svbp). Gene Ontology annotation, cellular component: apical part of cell. The transcript has 3 exons. Lineage: Eukaryota; Metazoa; Chordata; Actinopteri; Clupeiformes; Clupeidae. Bases 142 to 342 code for a protein of 66 amino acids. Gene Ontology annotation, biological process: negative regulation of protein ubiquitination; protein secretion. The record is from RefSeq and is a predicted model, not a curated record.
GCUCAGUUUAUUGUUGGGUUGAACAUUUUCUGUGACAACACGACAACUUACAAGUGUUUUUUUUUUUAUUCUUGUUGCAAAUUUUGCACAUCAUACCACUUCGAAUUUAGAAUCAAGCUUCGUUACAGGGUUGACCUAGAAAUGGAGCCAACGAAUCGAAAGGACAAACAGAAACAAAGAGAUACUUCAACACGCGGUGACCGAGCUAAACAAAAAUCUGCACAGCAAGAAUCAAAACAACGACAGAGAGCAGAGAUCUAUGCCUUGAACAAAGUGAUGACGGAGCUUGAACAGCAGCAGUUCGAGGCCUUUUGUAAGCGGAUGCAGUCACAAGGAGAUUGACAACCUGCCAAAAACCUUUCUGUUAAACUUUUUCCACAGCACACUUUGCAAUGCCAGCAUUUUAUUUUUUUAAACCUGAAAAAAACAUGUCAGUAUUGCCGUUUUCUAAUGUUUUCCCUGUAUUUUGUGAGUUGAUCAGGUGGUGCUAGUUUUAUUCUUUGCCUGUGUACAAUCAUGGAUCAGUAUUUGUUUACAAAGCUGUGUUCAGAGAAGGAUUCUGUUCAACAACUACAGUAGCCUAGGCUAUAUCUCUUUUAAAACAAUAAGAUGGACUGAUAUUGUUACAUUUUCUAAUUUAUUAUAUUAUGUCCUGGUGUUUUUAACAUUUAUACCUCCAUGUCUUUGUCUAUUGAAACUAUGCCUUUACAACUUUAAUUAGUAGUCAUCAAAUCCUGAAUGAUAUUUUCAGGUUGUUGAUGUGU